GCGUAAGAAAGAGCUGGGGAGGGUCUCGUCUCGUCGUCAAGCGGUCAAACUCGCCUGCAGCUCGAAAGGCGUAAAGGGGCGCCCCUAAAGCUCCCUCUCGCUCUGAUGCCUGACUCUGCCCGCGCAAAAUCCUAUACUGCCCCAUCGCGCCCAAGAACGGGGAUGCGUUGGGCAUUAUAGGGAAUCACUAGGGGCAGUAACGUCAUUUAGUUGUCGAGCUCUGGUCUCUAAAAGCACUUCAGCGGGAGUUGCGAUGAAUAAAGGCUGCGCACAAGCGUUGCAUGUGUGUGUGCGCGAAAAGGGUGCAGCUGAGUUUGGGAGCAGAGGAGUUGGAGGUAGGAAGAGUGGCCGAGAUCUGACCUGAGAAGGUCGCCGGAGAAAGCGGAGGAAGAUGACGCCCGGCGUCGGCAAUGGGGUAGCCCAGGAGCAGCGCCUCGAGCGGCAGAUCGACAGGCAGAUGGGGUGCAUGGCUGGGUUCCUCCAGAUAUUCGACCGCCACCACGUCCUCCCCGGAAGGCGCCACUACUCCACCCGCCGCCUCGCCACCUGCUCGACUGCCGGAUCGACGUCGCCGUCCGAGAGAUCGGAGGCUUCGUCCUCGUCGUUCUUGAAGGAGAGCCACCCGCCACCGUCGUCGCCAGAGGCCUGCUCGGAGAACCGCGCCGCGGCGGAGACGCCGGGGCAGCGGACGCUUCCGCUGCCAUUCCCGGUCUUCGAGGCCAAGGACGGGGCGAGGACCACCUGGAGGCUCCGCGAAGGUCCAAGGCUCUCUCUCGACAGCCGCGCGGUGGUCGACGCAAAGGGCAAGCUCCGCCCCCGGGAGAUCCGGACGGCUGUUCCGGUCCCCUCCGGGGACCAGUCUGACGCUUCUGAAGCGGCGGACGAGCAGCGUCGUUCCCCAAGUGUCGUCGUGCGGCUAAUGGGGCUCGACGCCCUGCCCAGCGUCGGCGGCGUCUGUAGAACAGAGUUGGACCUGGCUGAACUCCGGCGAUCUGCCUCCGAGUCCCGGGUUCGGAGAGACCCGUCGUACUACGGGUUCAUGGACGCGGGCUCAUUCCACAAGAGGCCGCCAUUGCCAUGCGAGGCCGCCCCGAUCUCCACCAAGGAGUUCUUUAAGACGGUGAAUCUGGCCCAGUUCAGGCUCAAUGAGACAAAGAAGCUCGAGCCGACGCCAAGAACGAACUCUCUCCCGCUGCUCCACCGGAAAAGCUUCUUCGAUGCGGAGGACUUCUUCCCGGAGCCUAAGCAGUCAGGAACUCUCUAUAUCGAGAUCGAGAAGCGGCUAAGGAUGCGAGGAAUCGACGAACCGGCGAGGGAUUUGGACACUCUGAAACAAAUCCUGGAGGCGCUCCAUUUGAGGGGGCUUCUCCAUUCCAAACCCCGUGAUAGCAGAGCCACCGGCCAUCGAACUCUCAUCUACGAUUACCAGAGCCAGAUCCCCAGCGACGCCCCGAUCGUCAUCAUGAAGCCGGCUUCGAAGCCCCCGCAGCGUCCGUGGAGCGAGCCGCUGCCGCCCAGACCCGGCUCCUGUCGCCAGAGUGCUCCGCCAGUCCGCCGCGAGCGGGGGUCGGUCGAUCGGAGCAUCAAGGGAGGAAACGAGCGGAGGAAUCGAGCGCUUAGGUCGCCCGAGAGCCCGAGCUCGCCGGUGCAGAGGAGACAUUUAAAUGCGGUGGCCCAGAAGAGCGCGCAGCCCCAGCGGAGAAUGUCGACCGUCAGUUCUCCAAGGUCAAGUCCAAAGAGGACGGGACCGGAUCCGCUGGCCGCCCGAUCGCCGAGGAGCCGGAGGCCAACGGCGGAUGCGUCACCUAGGGAGAGGGUUUGCCCGCCGGCAGAGGACGACGCCACAACUAUCAUUUCUGGGAGUAGCAUCUGUGCCUCCCCUCAAUUAGACUUCGAGAGAUCGGGGCGAAGGUUAUUGGAGCGGUGCGACAAGCUACUACAUAGCAUUGCGGCGUUCACGGGGGCGGAGCAGGACACCGCGACGGACCAGCAGCCGAGCCCCGUGUCGGUGCUCGACUCGUUGUCCUACCUCGGCGAGGAGGUCUCACCCUCGCCUUCGCCCCUCGCCAAGCGCUCCAUCGACUUCAAAGAUUUAAUCAGGACGGACCCUUUUUGCUUGAUAUUUGCGGAACUUGAUGCAAUCUGGUCCGCAGAUCAAGCGGCGGACGACUGGGAAGAGGAGCAUUGGUCUUCCGCGGCGUCGACGAAUCAUGGGUGCGGAGUCGAUGGGCCCGACAUGGCGGACGAGGAUUACGCUUACGUAUGCGACGUCCUCCGCGCGUCCGACCGUUACGGCGACGCCUCCGACGCCGUGUACGCGAUCCUAGAGAAGCGCCGAUGCCGCCGCCAGGCCCCCGACAAGUCCAAGACCGCUUGCCUCCACCACCGCCUCGUCUUCGACACCGUGGCCGAGAUCCUGGAACGCAAGCGCCACGUGUCGCCCUGGGACGCCUUCUCGCGCGCCGGGGGAGAGGAGGAAGCGCUGCCGAAGGUGUGGGCGGAGUUCCGACGCGUCCGGGUGCAGGAGGCCGCGGAUGACCACGAGGGGGCCGCGUGCGGGGCCGUGCGGAAGGACAUCGCCGCGGGGCGCGCCGACGGGUGGGCCCAGCCCGCCGCCGAGAUGUCCGACGCCGUCCUCCACAUCGAGCGGCUGAUCUUCAAGGACCUCGUUGCCGAGACCAUCCGCGACCUCGCCGACGCCGGCUGCGCGGCAGAGCGCCGUCCCCUUCUCCCCCGCCGCAAGCUCGUCUUCUGAAAGGGAAACGGAGGCAACAUGUUCGUGGCGAUGGAGAACAGGCGGUAAGGCUUGCGUGCUGUUAGUUCGAACGGUAGUUGUGAUGUAACGGUAGUUCGAACGGUGGUGGGAGGCCUCGAAAGGGAGAGGUGGCAGCACAUGUUGUUGCCCCUGUUGCGGGUGCAAAGCUGUACAAGUCCGCAGAUGCGGUGGGGCUACCACCGUGACGUCCUCCGCUCUGCCAUCAAAGAGCGAUGUCGCUGCUGCUCUUCCCGAGUUCGUUUGGACCCCGCCCCAACUUUAAUGAGAAUAAUUACCACAAACACGUCGUGUGCACCAUUAGAACGUCCCUUCA
Musa acuminata AAA Group (dessert banana) is the source of this 3089-nucleotide messenger RNA. Its product is annotated as protein LONGIFOLIA 2-like. The transcript is spliced from 4 exons. Lineage: Eukaryota; Viridiplantae; Streptophyta; Magnoliopsida; Zingiberales; Musaceae. The coding region runs from base 392 to 2755 and encodes 787 amino acids. The record is from RefSeq and is a predicted model, not a curated record. Gene Ontology annotation, biological process: regulation of monopolar cell growth.